AUGGGCCGACGUACUACGAUUGAACAGCGAGAACUGGUGAUGAAGCAUUUGCAAAGCGGAAAGUCGCAGCGAAAAAUUGCGGAAAUAGUUUGUUUGAGUAGUGCUACAGUACAAAAUAUCAUUGAACGCUUCGUUAAUGAAAAUCGGGUGCAAAAUAAAGCCCGAUGUGCCCCAAAUAAAAUUUUCGACGAACGUGAUGAGCGUUUAAUUGUUCGAAAAAUAAAAGAAAACCCAAUGCUAUCGGCUUCGAAACUGCUAAACGAAGUUCAACAGGAAGUGGGCAAAUCAUGUUGCGUCGAAACAGUGCGACGGGUACUACGUGAAAAGGACUUUAAUCGUCGCAUAGCACGAAAAAGCCAUUCAUAA
Messenger RNA from Anastrepha ludens (Mexican fruit fly), 366 nucleotides. RefSeq lists its product as uncharacterized. Gene Ontology annotation, molecular function: DNA binding. Bases 1 to 366 code for a protein of 121 amino acids. The transcript has a single exon. Gene Ontology annotation, biological process: DNA transposition; DNA integration. NCBI's taxonomy places the organism in Eukaryota, Metazoa, Arthropoda, Insecta, Diptera, Tephritidae. The record is from RefSeq and is a predicted model, not a curated record.